This is a messenger RNA of Plectropomus leopardus (leopard coralgrouper), 4889 nucleotides long. It is a transcript of the gene pag1, whose product is annotated as phosphoprotein membrane anchor with glycosphingolipid microdomains 1. Gene Ontology annotation, cellular component: membrane raft; plasma membrane. Lineage: Eukaryota; Metazoa; Chordata; Actinopteri; Perciformes; Serranidae. The record is from RefSeq and is a predicted model, not a curated record. Gene Ontology annotation, biological process: negative regulation of T cell activation; intracellular signal transduction.
GCGGAGCAGACUGCUAUGAACAGCUCCGUGUCUCUCACGUCCAGAAAUGUGCGCAGGCUGAAGAAGGAGUCGCAUCUCUGUCUGUGUGUGUCCUCUUCAGACAACAUCACUCUCAUGUCUUUCAUGCUGCACCGGAAGCUUUAGACGAAGGAUACACGCGCACGAAACAAAUCCAACCACUUUGUGUUCAACCAGCCGCUGAAUGCAGAUUUUUGGAUAGCCCUCUCUCUGUGGCGAGGCCAACCUGACUAAUCAUCCAAGGUGUCAAGCCGGUCCCUGUCCGAUGUCCUCUCCCCCCACAGUGUGAUGCGUCAUGGCUCCGGUGCUGAGUGGAGUGUGGUGGGGGCCGGAGGCGGGUGUCGUCGGGUCAGGUGCGGCAGCUGCUACGGGGGUGGCUUCGUGGCUGGGUAGUGGGCAGCUGGUCCUGGUCGUCACCCUCAGCGUACUCACCGCCCUGCUGCUGGUUUCUGUGCUGCUGCUGCUGUGUGCGAGCUGCCAGGGGCAGAAGAAGGCAGUCAAUGGACAUCCAGCCGGAGACCAUGAGAACCUCAUGAAUGGAGUGUCAGAGAGGGAGACGAUCAGCCAAUCAGCAGACAGUCCAGUGACUGACGCAGCAGUCAGCAGCUCUCAUAAUGGUCCUCUUACCAGCGGUACAAUCCUCACGGACACAGGGGACACUAGUCCCCAGCCAUCAGAGGAGAUGCUCUCCAGCCAAUCAGAGCUCAGGUCCUCUAAGUGUCCUCAGGACCGCGAGCUUCCCAGCAUUCCUCCCAACAACGCCCUUAUUGGAGACGGACCCCCAGCCUCAGGGGACAGCACCUAUGAGGUGGUGAAGGAGAUUGCGGUGGCAUCACGUGACGUCAGCAUCGAAGACUCCCUGUACGAGACGGUCAAGGAACUCAAAGACCCCCCUGCACAGCUCAGCCUCCCAAACGGUACCGUCCAGCUGAGCCCCGAUGAACCUCCCCAUCAUCCACCUGCCCUUCUCAACGGCCACCUCAGCCCCUGCACACCUGAGCGGGGGCCCCUGUGCGCAGGGGUGGAGUACGCCUCUGUUGACCUGAAUAAGAAGAGCCGUCACAGCGCCGACAUGGAGGCCAAAAGGCGCUCUGAAAAUGCCAGCGUUACAUCCCACAAGCCUGUGGAGGAACCAGAGGAGGACUUACCUCCGCCAGUACCAGAGAAGGUUCUGGAUGAAAACGACAACCAGCCAGUAGUGAUGAAUGGGCUGGUUGGAGCUGGGCUGCACAAUGGAGAGUUACACUCUCCUCUGUCUCCGGCACCGGGAUUCGACAACCACAUUCUGUCAGACAAUGAGUCAGCAGUGUACUCAACAGUCAACAAAACAAACUGUGACGAUGCAGUGAACGAGGAGGACAAAGAGCACGACUACAGCAGCAUCGCAGAGAUCAAAGGUCUCGUCACAGCCUCUUCCUCCAGUGACCUCUACGCCACGGUCCGAGAUAUCUACGCUCAGCCCGAUGAGCCACAGCCGGGGGAAGACCCCAUCAUGGACAGCACAGAUCCCGGCUACGAAACCAUCCGCAUCCCAAAGACUAGUAGCUCAGAUGAUGACCACAGGGCCGGGCAUGGAGCGGAGGGGUCAGAUGUUGCCAAGGCAGAACCGGACUACGAGAGCGUCGCAGAGCUGGGUCUGGGCCGGGAAACGUCCCGCCUCUGAGUUUUUCUGUCGUCUUCAUAUGUAGCGACUUGGGAGAAGUGUCCUCUCUACCAUCUUACAGACGUCACAGUGGGGCUUUGAGCCUGCUACCAAGCAUGCUUUUGGUGCAUGACUUGGGGAAAGCAGCAGAAAAUGGCUCACUACAGCAUCCACCGUCAAUGCAUGAGUGUCCUCUUGACAGCUCGGGUACGUUUUUUCAUAUCUGAAGUUUUAAUUUAUCAACCAUAAUGAAUGUCAUUGGUACUGGUAGGCCUAGUAGAAAAUGAACUGUAGUACCUCAUUGGGCAUUAAAGCAUAACUUAGGUAUUUUUCAACACGGCCUCUAUUAUGUGUUGACUUAUGGGCACAACAUUUUUUAAAUUUGGUCCAAUAUUGGGCGAGAGGGCUGCUUCCAGCAGACAUGAAAUAGGCUGUAAUGUAACCACUAGGGACAUUCAGCACUGUCAAUGUACAUCCACUAAAAGUAGGACUGCCCCCUAAAACUCGGAGAUUCAUCAGUUUGGUUCAUCAGUUGAAUCAUCAGAUUUUGCCAGUCAGUUUGCUGUGCAGCGCACACCUGGGGACGUUUUGUUCACCAGAUUUUGCUGCGGAGUGAGUGCUCUUGAUUGUUGCCUAAUCUUUGGUAGGGGCUGCAGCAGAUGCAAUGCAGUGGCUUUGAAGAAGAGACACUUUGCACUGUAAGGCUCAAAAAUAACAUAAUCUUCUCUACUCUGCUUAGAAGCAGUGAAUUUACAGCUCACAGUAACUUAAUAUGACACAGCGUCUGACUUUUGUUUGACAUCAAAUGAGCAUUUUUGAUCUGUUGUUAGCACCAUUAGCUUGUUUAGUAAAUCACAUAAGUGCCAAAGUCACACUGAAGGUCCCUCUGAGCCCUGUUUAAACUGUAAAAUUUAAUACUGAAAAGAAAAACAACAAAAGAAGAAUAAUUGAAUAUUCAAAUUGAACCACCAAAUCGAUUUGGCUGACAUAGUUCUGAGUCGAGUACAGGUUGUAGGCUCAUAAUAACAAAUUAAGCCUGUCAGUGGCAGUGACAAGCACUUUUUUAACUCCUUUUAAAAAUCAGUAGCGUGUAUAGAGCCAUCAUAUUUGGGUUAUUUAUUUAUUUCAACCAAACCAGAGUUGUUGAGUGGUGGAACAGUAAAAAGACCAACCAAGAAAGUUUUUGUGAGUUAGAAUUUGUUUUUGUUGACUCUGACAGAUGUGUUUUACGAUGAUAAAAUUCUUGUUUUUUAAAUGGAUUCUGGUGGGUUUUGAUAUUACCACUUCAGAGCAGUAUCCCGUUUAACAAAAAAUAUCCUACUCUUAAACAAAAAAGAUCUCUCUCUGCAGAAAUCCAUAAUUUUGUCGGCACCUGUAAUAACUAUCAGAUUGUCAGCGGCAAAAAAUAAGCACUUUUAGUGGACUUAAAUUGACAGUGCACCAUUACCUCAAGUCUAGGUUUCCAGCAGGUGGCUGCUGGCUGUAGCCCUCUCACGUAAUACUGGACCAAUUAUUAAAAAUUGUUGUUCCCAUUAGUCACUUCGACACAAAAACAUGGGGAAAUAGGAUCCAGGGUGAAAAAUACUAGUUACCCUUUACUCAUGUGGAUGAGAGCACUUUGGAUUGUCAUUAAAUUUACUGUUUUGUCAUUUUGACAGUACAUAUUAUGGACACAUAUGACAACACUUAUGUGAAAAAACAAACAAAAAAAUCAAAUAAACAUCCAGUUGCAACAUACAUGCAGCAUUUCAAGGGUUAGCUGAGUACACUAUCAGUGCCUGUGAUUUAAAAAAAGAAACAACGAAUUCAGUGCCAUAUACUCAUGAAAUUCAUGCACUUACUGUACAUAUGAAGGAACGAUUAUUUGUAUGCCCCUUCUGCAGCUGCUAGUGACUUUCUAGCUUCCUCUAGGUGACUCAGUGUCAUGUUUUAUUGAGGUGUCAGAGGGUGUAUUUCUAGCUAUUCUUUGUCAGGUCUGGCAGCACCUCCCAUGUGCAUCCUCUGCUUAAAAUUCAUGUGAAUGGGCAUGGAGAACAAAAGCCAGUCUCAUCUGUGACCAAAUGGGUAGUUGAAACAAUUCAUUAGAUAACACCACCAAAUAGAAACAAUGACUUUUUGACUGCUAUGUAUAUGUUUUUUUAUUUGAGACUAUAAACUGCAAUUGAGAAACGAGGGAAGGAAGCUUGUUGUUUCACUAAUACAUUGUGAAUGCAUUUUUAGUCGUUUUACAGUCCAUAUCAGCAUUUUUUUGUGAAACUCAUAUUUAUUUGAACAUGCAUAUUGUUGUGUAAUUGUGAAAUUUUAGAUUAUGUCUGUGAGAGAAAAGUAAAUAGAGUUUUCUAGCAUUUUAUUAAGAUACUAAAUGAAAGUGAGUUGUGAAGUAAUUACAAUUGUAAAGGUACGCUUUCCCCUUACAUUUUAAGGAAUGCAUAGUUUUUAAAAAAAAUACAUAUGAUGCUUUUUUUUGGUCAUUUUGCACAGGUGUCAAAACAAAAAUGUGAUAAAAUGACACAACACACUUGUGUUAUUGAUACAGAUGAAUUGACUGUAUAUUUUGGUCAUCAUGUGUUUUUGAGCCUAAGUUUGGUACAGUCUUUAGUUGGCAUCUCUGAUGAUUUUAAAGCACAAGGUUUAAUAUCAUGGUACUGCAUUUAUAUCCAGCUUAUCAAAAGCAUCAUCACAGUCCAGCUACAUCUCUGCACAUUUUAAGUAUCUAAUGCUUUUUAACUUGAACCAUAUCUUUCUAUUUGUAGCUUGUACUGACGACAUGCCAACCAAGGCUUGUAUAUACAUAGAGCAGUAUUUUAACCAACUGUUACGCGCUGGAAGUUUUACGUAAGCUUUUACUUAUUUGUACAAUGUCCAGAGUGGUAUAAUUUUAAAAUUAGUAUGUUGAAAGCACUGAUGUAUGUCUCUGAAGAAGGACAGGGCCAUACUGAAUUGUUUUUUUUGAUUUUAGAAUAAAGUCUUAAUAUUAUGAGAAUGAAGUUGUAAUUUUAAUUUAAAAUCUAAGUAUAACAUUAUUAAACUUGCAAAUUUAUGAGAAAAAAGUUGUUGUAUUAUGAGAUUAAAGGCAUAGCUGUAUGAGAAAAAACAGUUGCAGAUUAAACACAGAUAUCGGCUAACGUAUCAAAAAAAUUUCAAGUCACCUACAUUUGUUACAAGUGAUAUUGUAAUAUUACAUUUUUUCUUACAAAUUUACAUGUUUAAUCUUGUAAUAUUAUGACUU